Messenger RNA from Linepithema humile (Argentine ant), 2884 nucleotides. RefSeq names its product sodium-coupled monocarboxylate transporter 1-like. Gene Ontology annotation, biological process: transmembrane transport; sodium ion transport. Gene Ontology annotation, cellular component: membrane. The record is from RefSeq and is a predicted model, not a curated record. Gene Ontology annotation, molecular function: symporter activity. Lineage: Eukaryota; Metazoa; Arthropoda; Insecta; Hymenoptera; Formicidae.
CUAAAGAGCAAAUGAAAUUUAUGUGAUCGUUCUACGUCAUGCUGCAUUAUCGCGAAGAAUAUAUGAUCGACGAAAAUUUUUGGCAAACAAACAGUCGGCGAGAUACCGGCGAUGAUGAAAUUAAUUUUGACAUAAAAUGCAGCGUAAAGAUGCCUAUUUAAAGAUCCUCGCCUAUUUGCGAAACUUUGUGAGUCGCAGCAUUUUAUCUGCGGUACCAUAAAUUAGGCUAACACCAUGCCGAGUUUCGGCCCAACAUAUAGCAUAUUACUGCACGUCAUCAUUGUCAGUGCGUAUGUAGAUCUCGUCAGGUAUUUUUCCAAAUUCUGUGAUACUGUUGUUAGAUAUAAAUACAUAUGAUUAGACUGUGGACGCGUAAGCGGCACUUUUCCGAAAUAUAGUCCUUUUAUUGCCGACAUAGUGCGUUAUUAUAAAUAUAUUAAUGCAGAAUCCAGAUCGUCGUACGAAACGAGCAGGAAGGAAGUAAUCGAGAUAUUUUAUCAACGUGGAUUCUUCGAGCUCACGAAUUCAAAAUGGACAUUAAUGCUACGGAAUCGUUUUUUGUUGGUCAUGAGCUGAAGGUACUCACCUUCGGGUGGACCGACUACACUCUCUUCGGCGGUCUUCUGGGCGUCAGCGUCCUCAUCGGAGUAUACUUCGGUUUUUUCAGCACGAAGCAGGACAACACCACUGAAUAUCUACUCGGUGGCAAGACUAUGUCUUUUCUUCCAAUUAGUAUGAGUUUAAUAGCAAGUCAUAUAUCGGGGGUAUCCUUACUCGGCGUGCCUUCUGAAGUAUACCAGUAUGGGACUCAGUAUGCAGCGUGCAUUUUCACAUCGUUCAUCAGCUGUUUCUUAAUUGUAUGCGUAUACCUGCCGGUGUUUUAUAAACUGCAAUUGACAAGCACUUUCGAAUAUUUGGAAAUUAGAUUUUCCAGACCGGUCCGGCUGUUAGCAUCGUUUCUCUAUACUCUUUCGCUGGUGGUCUAUGUGCCGCUGAUAAUCUAUGUGCCGGCGUUAGCUUUCUCACAAGCGACUGGAAUGAAUCUGCAUUACGUCGCGCCGGUGAUAUGUAUGGUUUGCAUUUUCUACACGACUAUCGGAGGCUUGAAGGCUGUCGUAUGGGCGGAUACGGUUCAGAUGACGGUGACUGUCGGAAGUCUCGUCGCCGUUCUGAUUUUGGGGACCAUCGCCGUGGGCGGUGUCGGCGAGACAUGGAGAAUAGCUGAAGAAGGUGGUAGAAUUAUAUUCUGGAACAUGGAUCCCAGUCCUUUCGCAAGAAAUUCGUUCUGGGGUAUGUCAGUAGGAAUGGUAUUAACGUGGCUGUCAUCGCUGGGAAUUAGUCAGGUCUCCAUGCAAAGAUUCCUGGCAGUACCUACUAUUAAGGAAGCACAAAAGUCAAUAUGGUUUCUGGCUGUAGGUUUAGUGGUCGUAAAAUUGAUUUCCGUUUUCACCGGACUCACGAUGUAUGCCAGGUAUCACAAAUGCGAUCCCAUAAGCGCGCACGUGGUAGCAAGGAGCGACAAGAUAUUACCGUAUUACGUGCUGGAUGUAGCCGCGGACGUUCCGGGACUUCCUGGCCUCUUUCUCGCCGGUCUGGUGAGUGCCGGCCUCUCGACGAUGAGCGCCGGGCUGAACACAGUCGCUGGCACGGUUUAUGAGGAUUUCAUCGAUCGUUGGAUGCCAGAGAGCAACAAUAAAGAGAAUAAAGCCGCCAACAUUAUGAAGCUCACGGUGGUUGUCCUAGGCAUCCUGUGCGUGGGCAUGGUGUUUCUUGUGGACCGGCUCGGCGAUAUCUUUCAGCUGUCGCUGACUGUCACCGGUAUCACCGCUGGCGCUAUGCUGGGCUUGUUCUCGCUAGGGAUGUUGGUGCCCUGGGCGACGACCAAAGGGGCGGUGGUUGGCGGUCUGGUCUCGAUGGUGACGAUGAUCUGGAUCAUCGUCGGCGCGCAAUGGCACAUGGCCAAUCAUCGUUUCUACUACGAGGCACUUUCCUCCACGACGAAGGGCUGCUCGAGCGUGCCCGGUCUGUUUAAUCGGACGACGACAGCAAGCACGCAGAAUCCAAUGCAAGUCGAAUCCGUGGAUGAGCCUUUCUUCAUGUACAGGAUAUCUUUCAUGUACUACACGCUGUUAGGUGCCUUGAUUGUAAUAGUGAUCGGCACGUUGGUCAGCUUCAUCUGCGGCGCUCCUGAUUUAAGGGAUAUCGAUCGAGAUCAUUUCCCGCCGUUCAUCACCAGAUUUAUGCCACCAAAAAAAUACAUGGAAGUAUCGUUGCAUGCGAUGUCGACAACGCUGGUGACUAAUUCAGAAAGAGAAGAGUCAAAAUCUUAAAAUAUAUACAUUUUCUGUGUGUGUGUGUGAUUCCCUACAUUUUUCUUCUCCGUGACAUUACAAGACAUUAUUGUAGCAAAGGGGUAUAAACGCGCGAUGAUUGCAAGCUCUGUGAUCUCUGUAAUAUUAUAUACUCUGUAAUCAAAUAAUACCAAAUUAAAUGUUGUAUCGUAAUCUAUUUUUCGUGAGCAAACUCAUGCUCAGGGCUAACUGGAAGAUUAGUUGGAAGAUAACUUUUGAUAUAUAUAUCAAUAUUGAUACGAAGGUAUUUAGAGAGAGAGGCUUUUAUUUUUAUAAAUCUUUUAAUGAAGAAAGCUGCCAUCAAUAAAUCCUUAACGCCUUAAAUUACUGGAAGACACCGAUCGACAGGCAAGUAGACUUAUUUGCUGGGAGAUAACUGCACCGUCCGGAGUUGAAAGCACCCAUUAGAACGUCGAUGAGGGUGUCAAAUUGACUAGAUUAUAUAUCUGCCCCACGCAUCUCAAUACAAACAAGUCCCUUCCAUCUGAAACAUCUGGAGGAGCGAUGCGUAUCGGAUUAGGGCCGAAUGUAAA